AUGACGAUCGAUCCAGAGCUCCAAUCGGCACAUGCGGCCCUAGUGCAACAGUUCGAUGCCGUGAAUGGUGCUCAAUCGAAUGAUAAUAAUGUGCUUGCAUCGAUUGGAUCACAACUUGCUAUGCUCAAAGUCAUGCUGACUGAACGCGAUAUUCUGUACCCACAACAGUCGGACGUGCAACAACACAAAGACGCCCUUGUGUUGACGCGCGAAGUACUAGAAAUUGGUGCACUUUGGAGCAUUCGUGUUCAAGACACCUCGAGUUUUGAUCGCUACUGGAGCCAGCUCAAGCCUUUCUACUUUGACCUCGUGCAUGCCUUGCCCCUCUCGAAAAACUACGAGCCCAUUGUGGGCCUCUCGCUUUUGCGCAGCCUAUCGUCUAACUCGAUUGCAUCUUUCCAUAUCGCACUAGAGUCUCUACCCAUGGAGCUUGUUCGUGACUCACCUUAUAUCCAACACCCUGUUCUACUCGAGCGAUGGCUCAUGGAAGGCUCCUAUUCCAACGUUUGGCGUGAGCGAGAGAAUGUACCACUCGAGGAGUACCGCUUUUUUGUGAAUAUCCUCAUGGUGACGAUUCGGCAUGAGAUCGCGUCAUGUGAAGAAAAAGCUUACGAUACGCUACCGCUCAAUGAUGUGGCCACACUCUUGUUCCUCGACAGCCUGCCUGAAGUUUUGGAAUUCGCUAAGGAGCGAGGUUGGCAUGUGAAUCCGACAAACCAAACGAUUGAAUUUGCCAACAAAGCCGUCGAGCCUACGUCUGACAAUGAGCGGAUUCCCACUCGGUCGACUAUCACGACCAACCUGCACUUUGCCAGGGAGCUCGAAAGCAUUGUAUAG
Molecule: messenger RNA, 837 nt
Organism: Malassezia restricta
Lineage: Eukaryota; Fungi; Basidiomycota; Malasseziomycetes; Malasseziales; Malasseziaceae
Product: 26S proteasome regulatory subunit N12
Exons: 1
Coding region: 1-837 (278 amino acids)
Biological process (GO): proteasome-mediated ubiquitin-dependent protein catabolic process
Cellular component (GO): nucleus; cytosol; proteasome regulatory particle
Source: RefSeq, a predicted model, not a curated record